UUCCAGAAAUUGCUCGGGUCAAGUCCUGGCCAGUGAGAGAAGUGAAUGGGUGGAUCUUUAUCUGGCAUCAUGUUGAGGGUCUAGAACCCAGCUGGUCAAUCCCGAUUGCUGAAGAGGUGGAGAGAUCAACAUGGGUGUACCGUGGGAGGACUGAGCAUUAUGUGAAUGCUCACAUCGAGGAAAUACCAGAAAAUGGCGCAGAUGUUGUCCACUUGAAACAAGUUCAUGGGCCCAUUGUGACUGCAGGAUCUGAUCUCAGGACAAUGUGGAACAAGCGCUGGGCAUUUGCCGAGCACCACUGGACGGCAGCUUGGGAGCAGAUGACUGAACCUGACGGCCAUAUUGGUUUGAUGAAGCUAACUCACGAUAUUUCCGUAUUUGGUUUCGUCCUCCCCUUGUUGAAUUUCAAAGUCAUGGCCAGACAAAUAGGGCCCGCAAUAGUCUACCUGGAGUUUGACAGCUUUUUUGGUAGAGGGAUGUUUAUGCAGAUGGUCACACCACAAGCUCCACUGGUUCAGAAAGUGGUCCAGAAUAUCUUCGCCACCAGGUGGAUGCCAGCAGCAAUUGCCAAGUUUUACCUGAUGUCGGAAGCCUUACAG
This is a messenger RNA of Candidula unifasciata, 599 nucleotides long. Lineage: Eukaryota; Metazoa; Mollusca; Gastropoda; Stylommatophora; Geomitridae. The record is from the annotation of a GenBank genome assembly.